Molecule: messenger RNA, 1994 nt
Organism: Pteronotus mesoamericanus
Lineage: Eukaryota; Metazoa; Chordata; Mammalia; Chiroptera; Mormoopidae
Gene: ALG9
Product: ALG9 alpha-1,2-mannosyltransferase
Exons: 15
Coding region: 48-1883 (611 amino acids)
Biological process (GO): protein N-linked glycosylation
Cellular component (GO): endoplasmic reticulum membrane
Molecular function (GO): alpha-1,2-mannosyltransferase activity
Source: RefSeq, a predicted model, not a curated record
CGGUGUUCGUAGGGUGCCGAAUUCUACCUUUUUCAUCCAGGCUGGCCAUGGCGGGUCGAGGCGCUCGGCAGCGCCUUAAGGGAAGCGGGAGCAGCGGCGGAGACACGGGCUGGGCCGCGGACAAACUGCGGGAGCUCCUGAGCAGCCGGGAGGCGGGCAGCGCGGAGCCCCGGACCGAGUUAUCUGGGAACAAAGCAGGACAAGUUUGGGCACCUGAAGGAUCUACUGCUUUCAAAUGUUUGCUCUCAGCAAGGUUAUGUGCUGCUCUCUUGAGCAACAUUUCUGACUGUGAUGAAACAUUCAACUACUGGGAACCAACACACUACCUCAUCUAUGGGAAGGGGUUUCAGACAUGGGAAUAUUCCCCAGUUUAUGCCAUUCGCUCCUAUGCUUACUUGUUGCUUCAUGCCUGGCCAGCUGCAUUUCAUGCAAGAAUUCUGCAAACUAAUAAGAUUCUUGUCUUUUACUUUUUACGAUGUCUUCUGGCUUUUGUGAGCUGCAUCUGUGAACUUUACUUUUACAAGGCCGUGUGCAAGAAGUUUGGGCUGCAUGUGAGUCGAAUGAUGCUAGCUUUCUUGGUCCUCAGCACUGGCAUGUUCUGCUCAUCAUCAGCAUUUCUCCCUAGUAGUUUCUGUAUGUAUACUACACUGAUAGCAAUGACUGGCUGGUAUAUGGACAAGACUUCCAUUGCUGUGCUUGGAGUAGCAGCUGGGGCUAUCGUAGGCUGGCCAUUCAGUGUGGCUCUUGGCUUACCUAUUGCCUUUGACUUGCUGGUCAUGAAAUGCAGGUGGAAGAGUUUCUUUCAUUGGUCACUGGUGGCCCUAAUACUCUUUCUGGUGCCUGUAGUGCUCAUCGACAGCUAUUAUUAUGGGAUGUUGGUGAUUGCACCAGUCAACAUUGUUUUGUAUAAUGUCUUUACUUCACAUGGACCUGAUCUUUAUGGUACAGAACCCUGGCAUUUCUAUUUAAUUAAUGGAUUUCUGAAUUUUAAUGUUGUCUUUUCUUUGGCUCUCCUGGUCUUACCACUGACUUCUCUUAUGGAAUACCUACUGCAGAGAUUUCAUGUUCAGAAUUUAGGCCACCCAUAUUGGCUUACCUUGGCUCCAAUGUAUAUCUGGUUUAUAAUUUUCUUCAUCCAGCCCCACAAAGAAGAGAGAUUUCUGUUCCCUGUAUAUCCACUUAUAUGUCUCUGUGGUGCUGUGGCCCUGUCUGCACUUCAGAAAUGUUACCACUUCAUGUUUCAGCGAUACCGCCUAGAGCAUUAUACUGUGACUUCAAAUUGGUUGGCAUUAGGAAUACUGUUCCUGUUUGGACUUUUAUCCUUUUCUCGUUCUGUCGCUCUGUUCAGAGGCUAUCAUGCACCCCUUGAUUUAUAUCCAGAAUUUUACCGAAUUGCUACAGACCCAACCAUUCACACUGUCCCAGAAGGACGACCUGUUAAUGUCUGUGUAGGAAAAGAGUGGUAUCGAUUUCCUAGCAGCUUCCUCCUGCCUGAUAAUUGGCAACUUCAGUUCAUUCCAUCCGAGUUCAGGGGCCAGUUACCAAAACCUUUUGCGGAGGGACCGCUGGCUACCCGGAUUGUUCCUACUGACAUGAACGACCAGAACCUGGAGGAGCCAUCCAGAUAUGUCGACAUCAGUAAAUGCCAUUAUUUAGUGGAUUUGGACACAAUGAGAGAAACACCCCGGGAGCCAAAAUAUUCAUCCAAUAGAGAAGAAUGGAUCAGCUUGGCCUAUAGACCAUUCCUUGAUGCUUCUAGAUCUUCAAAGCUGCUGCGGGCAUUUUAUGUCCCCUUCCUGUCAGAUCAGUAUACAGUGUAUGCAAACUAUAGCAUCCUCAAACCCCGGAAAGCAAAGCAAAUCAGGAAGAAAAGUGGAGGGUAGCAACACGCCUGUGGCCCCAAAGGACAACCAUUUGUUGUUCUAAUGAUUCCACUAACAGGACUCCCUCCAAGUCAUCGUUUGUAACAUUUGUAAUAAAGGCCAUCUGACACC